UUAUUAAUGAGUUACAGUUGAAGUUUGUAUUCUAUCCUUACAUCUGAGGUGUAUUUCAGCUACUCCAUCAUGUCAUCUUUCUCUGCCGUUGUGAUGUCUAUCCUCCUCUCUCAGGCUUUGGCGACUGGUUAUUCAAGUGGAGGUGGCUAUGCUGCUAAUCUCGGUUAUGGCGGUGGAUAUGGCGGUGGAUAUGGUGGAGGAUAUGGUGGAGGAUAUGGAGGGUCUUCUUAUGGACCUGCCUCUUAUGGUUCUUCUUAUGGACCUUCCUCUUAUGGUUCUUCUUAUGGACCUUCCUCUUAUGGUUCGUUUUAUGGACCUUCCUCUUAUGGGGUUCCAUCCUAUGGUAGCUCUUAUGGACCUUCCUCUUAUGGACCUUCGACCUACGGAUCAUACUCUUAUGGACCUUCCACAUAUGGACCUUCCUCGUAUGGACCUUCCUCUUAUGGACCCUCUUCCUUCGGUUCUUCCUAUGGAUCUUCCUCUUAUGGCUUCCCUUCCUAUGGGCUUUCUUAUGGCGGUAGCAAUACUGGUUAUGGUUCAGCUAAAUACUAAAAGGUUGAAGUAGAUGGUCUUCUGUAGAACGUGAAGAUUGAACUGAUUUUAUAAAAUUUUAUUUAUGUAAUUUUAAUAUUUAAUAAACUUCUCUUAUCAA
Molecule: messenger RNA, 652 nt
Organism: Eurytemora carolleeae
Lineage: Eukaryota; Metazoa; Arthropoda; Copepoda; Calanoida; Temoridae
Product: keratin-associated protein 6-2
Exons: 3
Coding region: 70-552 (160 amino acids)
Source: RefSeq, a predicted model, not a curated record